AAACAAGCCGCAGCAUUUUCAACAAUUGUUUAUGUCAACAGAUAAAACAGCAAAAUAGACUCAUAAGUUAGUAAAAUGGCAAAGAUUCACAUCGACAAACUCGCAGCCAAUUCAGUGGAGGCUUAUUUAGAAUACAAAAGGAUUGUUGGGGAAGAUGAUGGAGGAAGGCUGUUUUCGGAGGACGAGUACAAGAAAUACAAAGAGACAGUGGUGCCAGGAAGAAUACAGAACCGCCUUUAUGUCAGUUUUGGCGUCCCGGGACAGAUAGAUUGCAAAGUUAUUGGACCUGAGACAACUUGCUUCUGUACACACAGGUAUAAACAGCAUCGCACAGACUAUGAGGAGUUGCCAAAAGAAAGGCCUGUCCUCUUGCCCUGUAGAGUCAAAGGUUGUCAGUGUGCUUCUUAUGAAUAUGUUCAUAUCAACGGCUCUAAACCUGUGCGCUGCCGAUGCAAACACACAACAAGUGAGCACAAAGAAGAUGCAAGGCAUUUGUGCAAGAAAUGUACUCACUGCACUGGUUAUCGAAGUCCAUUCCCCUGUGGAUGUGGUGAGCCAGGAUAUACCCAUGUGACGCUGAUUGAAACCAGGGAAGAGCGCAUUGCACGUGGUCAUCCAGUGGGCAGAGCGGUCCCUUAUGCAGCUAUGGGAGGUCUGACUGGCUUCAGCUCACUAGCGGAAGGCUAUCUGAGACUGGAUCCCAGUGGCAUAGGGAAUACAUGUUAACAGCAUACAGUAGGCAACUUGUCACCUGAUACUCAUGCUUUUGCAAACAUGAUAUUAGCAUUAGAUUAGCACACGCCCCUAGAGUAAACAUUGCUGUUAUUUUAUCUUUUGUGAUUAGAAUGAGAAGUAACUUACAAGUUACUGAACUGCUGCUUUUAUACACUGAUAAAAAUCUUCUUAUUGGCAUCCAUGAGGACCUUUUACCAUCCAUGGAACCUUUUUUAACACACAAAAGGUUAUUUGGGGACAUAAAUAGUUAUUUUAAAUAAUAAAAUACUUUUCAUUGUAAGAAAAUAAUUUAAUCAAAAACUUUAUUAUUUUUCUUUAUAUAUCUGUUUUAAAAUAUUUAAUUAUAAUUUACUCUAUAAUUUAAAUAUAUUAUAUGUAAUAAAUAACAAAG
Messenger RNA from Danio rerio (zebrafish), 1126 nucleotides. It is a transcript of the gene fam221a, whose product is annotated as family with sequence similarity 221 member A. The record is from RefSeq and is marked validated. Lineage: Eukaryota; Metazoa; Chordata; Actinopteri; Cypriniformes; Danionidae.